AUGUUGCUCUUCGCACUCUUCCAGAUGUACGACAUUCCAUGUCAAGCCUCGUGCUACGCCACGGUAGCUAUCUGUGGUCGAAAGGCCUCUUCUCUCGGAUACGGCAGAGGCCCCAGGGAAGGCACGUUACCCUCUGGUGACUACGGCCUCUGGAACAAUCCUCCUAGUGGCAGUAGUCAAAGUGUCUGGCCUUGGCGACCUCUACCUUCGGCCAGC
This is a messenger RNA of Dibothriocephalus latus, 216 nucleotides long. Lineage: Eukaryota; Metazoa; Platyhelminthes; Cestoda; Diphyllobothriidea; Diphyllobothriidae. The record is from the annotation of a GenBank genome assembly.